This is a messenger RNA of Daktulosphaira vitifoliae (grape phylloxera), 1279 nucleotides long. Its product is annotated as zinc finger protein 883-like. Gene Ontology annotation, molecular function: RNA polymerase II cis-regulatory region sequence-specific DNA binding; DNA-binding transcription factor activity, RNA polymerase II-specific. Gene Ontology annotation, biological process: regulation of transcription by RNA polymerase II. NCBI's taxonomy places the organism in Eukaryota, Metazoa, Arthropoda, Insecta, Hemiptera, Phylloxeridae. The record is from RefSeq and is a predicted model, not a curated record. Bases 506 to 997 code for a protein of 163 amino acids. Gene Ontology annotation, cellular component: nucleus. The transcript has 3 exons.
CCUUUGAUCAUAUCCUUAUAAAUAUUUUUAAUGAAAUAUUGGUUAAGUACUUAUCAAAAAAUAAAAUUUCAUUUGAUAAAAGCACGAUUCAUAACUUUCAGGGCUGGAGGCACAGGUUAAACUUAAUUAAUUAAUCUAAUUUUAUACAUACUGUUUAUAUACCUAUUGCAACAACUUAAGAGGGAAAGACUGAAAAAAACCUAUAUGUUGGAGAACCACUUAUAGACACAAUACGACAGCAAACCAGUUUGAUCAGUUGAUACUCGGAGAUAACAGGUGACAUAUCAAGACAUCAGAUAGUAUAUAGGGAUUUUUAGGAAAGUUAUUCAUAAAUAUUGGCUAAAACAUUAAUUACAUUUUAAAAACUUUAAAAUUUUUGAUUACUCUUUUUUUUUUUUGUCAGUAUUUUGGCAAAUAGUUAUACUGCAGAAAAUUUUUAGGAGUAGAUUAUGCAAAAGAGUGUCCUGAUUGCAAUACAAUUUUUUAUUCAGCUACAUCUUUGUUGAUGCACUUUUUUAGUCAUAUAAAUAAUGAUAAUCUGAAGAGUACUAUUAUAGAAAAUAAUGCUAAAAGUGAAGAAAAAAAUAGUAACCGACCUUUAAAUUUAAGUAAAAAUGAUUCUGAUUUUUCUUGGAAAUAUUGUUUAACCACCUAUGGUAAAGACACAAUAAAUGUACUGAAUUCACCUAAAGUUAGUAAAACAAAAAUUGAAAAAGUUAAAAACUAUGAGUGCCAAUUAUGUGAAAAAAAAUUUGGAUGGUCUACUGAUUUGAAAAGACACAUACUAACUCAUACAGGAGAAAAACCAUAUAAAUGCAAUUCUUGUCAAUCAGCAUUUACUAGAAACUUUUUACUUCAAAAACAUUGUACUCGAGUUCAUAAAUCAAUUUCAACAGAAGAAUCUAGAAAACUGGAUUAUCACGUUUGUGCUAAAGUUGCUGAAAUUAAAAUGAAAAUGGAUGAAUUAGACAAAAAAAAAUGUAAAGAAAACAUUUGAGUAAGUUAAUGAUAAAUCAAUAAAAAUUUGAAUUUUUAGAUCUCAAUUAAUAUUAGUUUAGGUAUCUAUCUAAAAUUAAAGGUAUAGAAAUGUAUUUUUGAGUAAUAAAUUUGUUUUAUAGAAUUUUCUAGGGUUAACAUAUAUUUUGUUAUUUUUAAUAUUAAUAUUAACUCGAGGAUAGUUUAAUGUAGUUUAUUUUAAUAAAUAAAUAAAAAAACCAAUGUAUUAAGGUAUGUGACAUUUUAUUUAUGACUAUUACUUGUAUUCGUAUAUAUUUAAUGU